Molecule: messenger RNA, 2561 nt
Organism: Tuber aestivum (summer truffle)
Lineage: Eukaryota; Fungi; Ascomycota; Pezizomycetes; Pezizales; Tuberaceae
Source: the annotation of a GenBank genome assembly
AGUCGUCGGAGUUCCGUGCAGACUCCUUCUUCCUCUCCGGAAUACCUUGUUGAACAUGUUUUAAGGGUGACUGUAGUGCUACACCACACCCGGACUUUCUUGAUUCCGUCCUCUAUGAGUCGGCAGCCCGCCAUUCGGACAAUCCAACACCAUAUCUCCAUAUCAUUUGAGGAGCGAAUAACAUGGAAGGUUUUUCGAAAAAAAAAGGGAAAAAAAAGCAGUACCAAUGCCGCCUGUGAAUAAUUCCACGGCCGCGGAAUACCGACGCCCAUCAAAUGGAGGUUAAAGUGGGAUAGCGCUUAUCUCCACAACGUGUGUGUGCUUUCCUUCUUUUUUCUCUUUGUAAUCCUUAAUUGCGUAGAGAAAUAAUGCUUGAACGGCCAGGGCAGGUAGCUCAUCCAUGAGAGAAUCGCGUAUAUAUUAUACAUAUAUAUAUGGGGCCCCCCGGGCUGCUCCCAUGGACUCAAGGACGUUAACUCCAAAGCAUUCCGAUCUUCUGCUUCUUCUUUCCUGCUGCCAGGGCAGACAUGGACUCUCCGCGCCUCGACCAACUAAGGAAGACCCUCCGUCCGCUAACAUUCGCCGUGUUUGCCGGCUCGCAGAUUCUUGAUAUCAUCAAUGUCACCGGCGUGACCUUUGCUCUACCCAGCAUCGCGGAGAAGUAUGAUAUUUCAGAGACGGAGGCUAGUUGGGUUCUUUCUGCGUACUCGCUCACGUUUGGAUCUUUUUUGUUGAUUGCGGGAAGACUUGGUUUGUGCUCCUUCCCCCCCGCAAGAUCAUGGGAUAUCACUGGAGGCUAACCCUUUUCAAUCUCUUUAAAGGUGAUGUGAUAGGGCAUCACAUGGUAUACUCUGUCGGCCUCCUUUUCUUCUCCAUUUGCUCUGCUAUUUGUGCUGGGAUCGACAACGUUAUAGCUCUCUAUGUCGUGAGAGCGCUUCAAGGAAUUGCGGCGGCAUGCACAAUUCCGACCUCCUAUGCUCUUGUAGCAACCACUUUCACAGGGAAAAGCCAGCAGAUGGCGGUCAGUGGUCUGGGUGCUUGUCAAGCUGUUGGAGCUGUUAUCGGAACUCUAGGUAUGAUACACCUCUUGGUAUCCCCCCCGGAAAGCAUGAGAACUGAUAGUUUCCCAGUCGGUGGUGCCUUCACCACUACCUCUCUAGGUUACAAAGGACUCUUCUGGCUUUCCUUCGCCUUGUCGAUGGUAUUCGCGGUGCUGGCCUUCGUCCUCGUCCCUCCUAGCCCCACCAACAUCCCCCUAGCGAAAAAACUGGACUACCCAGGAGCAGUCUUUAUAACCAUUGGUGCCCUCCUUCUUGUCUUCGGUUUCACCGAAGCCCCCACAGACUGGGGCCAGGCAAAGGUCAUUGCACCCAUCGUCCUCGGAGGCGUAAUCAUCAUUUUCUUCUUCGUCUGGGAGGAAUUCGUUCUGGAGAAGCACGUCUCCCUGGAGCCCCUCAUCCCCAGGAAAGUCUGGUCAUACCACAACUUCGGUCCUAUCGUGGCGAUAACCGGCUUCACCUACGCCACCUUCUUCAUCUUCCUCCUGAACGGGAGUCAAUUCCUCGUCCGCGUGCAGGGCAAGUCGCAAAUCACCUCCGCCAUCCAGUUCCUCCCAACUUCGGUCACGGCCCUGAUCGUCAUGCCCCUCCUGGGCGCCGUGUACGGCCGUGUACCGCCAAAAUGGGUCAUAGCGGCGGGCGAGGUCCUCGGUCUCGUCGGCAUCCUCCUCUUCUCGCGCAACGAGGUGGACACCAACUUCUGGAAGUACACCUUCACAGGCGAGGUCGUUGCGAUCAUCGGCAUGGCCGGCUACUUCGUCAAUUACCUCAACGUGGCCAUUUCCAGCGCGCCCAGCGAGAUGCAGGGCCUCAUCGCGGGAAUCUUGCAGACAGUGGCGCAACUGGGCACCGCUCUGGGCUUCGCGAUUGCGAGCUCGCUGGUUCACGGCGAGACGAGGGAGGAACUGAAAGAGUCUUACAGAAACUCGUUUUAUACCUCCAUGGCUUUUGGCGCUGCGAGUGUCGUCGUUGCCGUCCUCUUCAUCAAGAGCUCCAUGACUUCAGGGAACGAAAAAUCCGAGGAAGUGGAGGGUAGCGUGAGCAAUAGAAAGUUGACCGGCGACGGCGAGAGCACGACUCCAAGCACCGCGCUAGGGAGCAGGAAUAUCUCUGUGGAGAAGAGUGAGGUUUGAAUGAUGGUUUUUUUUUUUCCAAUUUGCUUGCCAAGUGUACUGGCACUCUUGUCACGACAUAUUUUUGUUCCCCCCUUUUUUCUCCCUUUUUGAGAAAUUGCAGAGAGGUGUCUGUUCUCUUUAUUUUGUUUUGUGAGUGUUUUCCAGACCGCAUUAUGUGCUGGGACUUGACAUCGUAAAAAGUCGUGUUAUGAUACCUAGAGAAGAGCUGGGGGAGGAAGGGCGUUUCUAAAUCUGGGGGAUUGGAUUUCUUUUGUUCAGGCCCACUGCUGAUAAAUGAAUAACCUGGUGGUUGGAUUUAAUGGAUGUUGGAUGUGCAUAUAUUCCCCGAUUGGCAUAUAGGAAUAAAUAGUUUCUUCCUCGGGGGUCC